CGAUGUCUGAUUGUUUAAGGAAACCACGGAAACAAUGGCAAUAACGGAGCCACUGGCCAUGAAGGGGCCAAAGGUGAGAAAGGUGACAAAGGAGACCUGGGGCCACGAGGGGAGCGAGGGCAGCACGGCCCCAAAGGAGAAAAGGGCUACCCGGGGGUUCCACCGGAACUGCAGAUCGCCUUCAUGGCUUCCCUGGCCACUCACUUCAGCAACCAGAACAGUGGCAUCAUCUUCAGCAGCGUUGAGACCAACAUUGGAAACUUCUUUGAUGUCAUGACUGGAAGAUUUGGGGCCCCAGUCUCAGGUGUGUAUUUCUUCACCUUCAGCAUGAUGAAGCACGAGGACGUUGAGGAGGUGUAUGUGUACCUCAUGCACAACGGCAACACGGUCUUCAGCAUGUACAGCUACGAGACCAAGGGGAAAUCGGACACGUCCAGCAACCACGCAGUGCUGAAGCUGGCCAAAGGAGAUGAGGUUUGGCUGAGGAUGGGCAACGGCGCUCUGCACGGGGACCACCAACGCUUCUCCACCUUCGCAGGCUUCCUGCUCUUUGAAACUAAGUGAAUAGAGGACUAGACCAGCUCCACUUUGGGGAAAACUUGUAGCUGAGCUGGUAUUGUUAUGAUGUGAGGAACAUUAGAGUUAAGGGUUCUACAUGUUGUAUUUUUU
Messenger RNA from Myotis lucifugus (little brown bat), 669 nucleotides. RefSeq names its product complement C1q tumor necrosis factor-related protein 3. The record is from RefSeq and is a predicted model, not a curated record. NCBI's taxonomy places the organism in Eukaryota, Metazoa, Chordata, Mammalia, Chiroptera, Vespertilionidae. Bases 184 to 564 code for a protein of 126 amino acids. Gene Ontology annotation, molecular function: protein binding. The transcript is spliced from 4 exons.